ACAUCAAUCCAGUGAUUCAAUAAAUAAGUCAAUAAAUAUAAGGUUUCUAGUUCAUACAAUAGAAUACAUACGUGCUGCUGACUAGUCUCUGGUAAUAUUUGUACCGAAUUAACUUCAGUUUAUGACAGCCACAAACACUACAUUAAUGUGACACUAUAGUGGCAGUAUUGUUUUCAUGGUGUUAUAAUGAGCAUAUGAUGCAUUAGUACUGGUAUUAUGCUAUUGUAAGCCAGGACAAUCAUCCUUGCCAAAACACCUUUAUAUUGUGUAUUUUCUUUAUAGAACGUCUGGUAAAUAAUUCUAUUUUUUCACCUGUAAGCUGAUUUACCAUCUAAAAUAUAGAUUAUAUAAUUGCCCCUAUAAAAAAAAUAUCCAUUAAUCUUGUGAUGUACCAAGGAUACUAAACUGUUUUUCUCUCUUGUGCAAUUGCUUUUUUCUGUGUAAAGAUGUACGUGAUCUGUAGGACAGCAUACGCAUUUCAUUACACUGUCACGACGUAUUCAUAUUUAACACCCCUCUGUUUACAUUGAGCUGUCUCAUCCUGUAAGUGCUGUCUUCUUUUUCUCUGGGCCAGUCCACUUUUUUUAUUGUUGUGUAAAUUAGCCUGAAGAUGAUAUUGAUACACCUGUGUACUGCUUGAGGUGCUGUUACCUGGUAGAGUGAUCCAGGCUACAGCUGAACUACUGCCGCGCUCAGGCUACGCUACCUGAAACUCCAACUAUUAUCUGCAGGCUGUUUAUAGCAGCACAUGUUUUGUGCUGGGCCUAGUUAACAUCAUACCUGCACGGGCAUGCUGAUUGACUAUUUACCUGGUCAUCCAUUUCCAAGGAAACCUGCUGUUUAAGAGCUGUACGAGGUUUUGAUGGUAACUUGAUACUGUAGUCAGUUUAGAUUGAGUCUUAAUGUCAGAACCAGGGAUUACCUGUAGACUGUGUCCUGAACACUGGGCUCACCUUACCAGGCUAGGUCUACACGGGAACUCACUACACUGGGACGGAACAGCACCUGUUUUCAGUCUUACAUGAUUUUUGCAUUCUGGCAUAAAUCACCAACUGACGACUCACAGCUUUACUGCCUUAACAGUGACAAGGCACCACGACGUGAGAAAAACAAAACAACUGAUAUCGAAAGAUGAAGACGUGGAAAUUUACUGCUCCAGACAUGUUGGAAAUCUAUUACCUUAGCUGACCAGUGUUGAUCAAAUAAGGAAAAGUGUCCACGAUGGAUCUCGUGGACGGGGAGACGAGGGAGGUGGUGGGAGAGAGAGGUGUGGAGGACAUGAUCAACCUCAGUGACUUGAAUGAAAGUUCAAUUUUGUGGAAUCUUAAAGUUCGAUAUGACCGAGAACUUAUAUAUACCUACACUGGGAGCAUCCUGGUGGCCGUGAACCCCUACAAGAUGUUCAACAUCUACGGGCUUGAUGUGGUGAAGAAGUAUGAGGGCCAGCCCCUGGGUGUUCUGCCACCGCAUUUAUUUGCAAUUGGAAGCACUGCCUACACCAAAAUGAUGAAGGAUGCAGAGAACCAGGUCAUUGUCAUCAGUGGCGAGAGUGGAGCUGGGAAGACAGAGAGCACAAAGUUAGUGAUGCAGUACCUGGCUGCUGUCAACAAGUCUGGGACCAGUGUGAUCACAGAUCAAAUCUUGGAGGCUAACCCUCUGCUGGAGUCAUUCGGCAAUGCUAAGACCAUCCGCAAUGACAACUCCAGUCGAUUUGGGAAAUAUGUGGAGGUCUUCUUCAAAAAUGGGAGCAUGGUAGGAGCCAAAACUACAGAUUAUCUCUUGGAGAAAUCCAGAAUUGUUGUACAGAGCGAAGAUGAGCGGAAUUACCACAUAUUUUAUGAGAUGUUAGAUGGUAUGAGCAAUGAGGAGAAAUCAAAGUAUGGCUUACAGACAGCACCGAAGUACUUCUACCUGAACCAGGGAGGAGGCUGUACCCUGGAGAGCAGAGAUGACGCUGGCAAUUACUUGGCUGUGAUUGGAGCAAUGGAUGUUCUCAACUUUGACAGAGAUGAAAAAACCACUAUUGUUAAAAUCCUGGCUGCCAUCUUACACUUGGGAAACAUAUAUUUUAAAAAGCAUCAAAGUCGAGACUCAGAUGAUGUUGAAAUCGGCAGUGAUGCAGAGAUCAAGUGGAUUUGCCACCUUCUAGGGCUGCCUGAAGAUUGGCUGAAGCAAGCUCUGACAAACAAAGUCACGGAAGCCCGCCAAGAGAGAGUUCUGUCCCCUUACACCAUUGAUCAGGCCCUUGACAGCAGGGAUGCUAUUGCCAAGGCCUUGUACAGCAGAUUGUUCAGUUGGCUGGUGGAGAGAAUCAACAUAAUAGUCUGCAGAGCUGAGAGAAACAAGUCAACGUCUCUAGCUAUCCUGGAUAUAUUUGGAUUUGAGGACUUCCAUGUGAACAGCUUUGAACAGCUGUGCAUCAACUAUGCCAAUGAGAACCUGCAGUUUUACUUCAACAAGCACAUCUUUAAGCUGGAGCAGCUGGAGUAUGAGAAAGAGCGUAUAGACUGGCAGAGUAUAAACUUUCGGGACAACAAGCCAGUGCUGGACCUGAUUGCCAGUAAACCAUCAGGACUGCUACAUCUGCUGGAUGAUGAGUGCAACUUCCCAAAGGCCACAGAUAUGUCAUUCCUGGAGAAAUGUCACUUUCAUCAUACCAACAACAAACUGUAUGAAAAGCCAAGGAUGCAGGAUCCAGAAUUCAGUGUCAUUCAUUAUGCUGGCAGAGUUAGAUAUGAUGUGCUGAACUUUUUAGAGAAGAAUAAAGACACACUAAAGAGUGAUGUGGUGGAACUUCUGUGUGAGAGUGAAAAUAAGAUGAUAUCUAAGAUGUUUAAGGACAUGAGAGACCGUCUUAUCACUAAGACCCUCAGCAAGACAACAGGGCGCUAUGUUACCAUGAAACCUCGGACCCUGACCGUUGCUGCCAGCUUCAGCGAGUCACUGACUUCUCUCAUUGACACCAUGUCCAAGUGUCACCCCUACUUUGUGCGCUGUAUCAAGCCUAACACCAGCAAGUCACCAAUGGUGCUAGAGAUGUCGGUGGUACUAGAUCAGCUCAGGUACACCGGCAUGUUAGAGACAAUCCGGAUCCGCAAAAUGGGCUUCCCCAUCCGGCUCAAGUUCCAGCAGUUCAUUGACAGGUACCGGUGUUUGAUUAAACCCAACCUGCGGGGACACUCGGGCAGACCUUCUGAUGUGUGUGAUGCAAUCAUAAAGUCCCAGGGUGGGGAUUUCAAACAACAGUACCAGUUAGGAUUGACAAAGGUGUUCAUGAAGGAGUCGUUUGAGCAGCACCUGGACAGCAUGGCUCUCCUGGUGACCAAUGAGGCGGCAGUGAGGAUCCAGAAGGUGACUCGGCGUUACCUUGCCAGGAAGAGGUUCCGAACGCUGCGAAAGUCCGCCCUCAAGAUCCAAGCAGCCACCAGAAUGUGGGAAGCCAAGAAGAAUUACCUGCGCUUGAGGAAGGCAGUGGUGAAGGCUCAGGCUCAGUUUAGGAUGAUCUUGCAGAGGAGGCGCUACAGAAAGAUGAGGGAUCACUGGAAAAGACGACUAGAGGAGGACAAACGCUCCAAACAGAAGUCAAAGAUGAACGUGCCACAGUCAGUUCCUCAGCAGCGUCCAGUUGAGCCAGUAGCCUCUGUAGCUAAUUUGGCCAUACCAGCAGAGUUAGCUUAUACCCUGGACAGACUUGAUGACUGGAAUAUGGUGCACACUGAGCGUCACUUAGUGCAGACUGUAGGAAACAUGGAAGCCAUGGACAUGCAGUACAGGUUACCUGCUGACAUCAACGCCCACACCUUCAGCAAAUACACCAGUGUCUAUUUCAAGGGGAAUGAAUGGGGUGUUAGGAGAGAUGGAAUUUCAACACCAUUCACAGCGGUUCAGACAGAGGACGAUGUCAAAAAUGCCCUGAGCAUAUUUAAACUGAUUCUACGAUUUAUGAAUGAUACAAAUAUGAGUGAAAAGCGAGAGAAAAUCCUUGGGGACUACAUCAUUCAACAGGGUUUACAGCAUGAACAGUUGAGGGAUGAGAUCUACUGCCAGCUGUGUAAUCAGACCUGGAGGAAUGAGACUGUGUCCAGUGCUGAGAGGGGCUGGUUUCUCCUGGCACUCUGUCUUGGCUGCUUUCAGCCUAGUGAAACCCUCUACAAAUACCUCCUCAAGUAUGUCUCUGAUUUUGGUUACAAUGGUUACAAGGCCUUCUGUCAGCACAAGGCAUUACAGAGUGAGGGGAUAGACCCACGACAUCACAGAAUAUAUCCACCCUGUGCUCUAGAGUGGAAGACAGCCCGGAAGAGGGCUAACAUGGCCUUGGAGGCUCGCAUGCCAGAUGGCGAGGUCAUGAUUGGUCACGUGGAGUCUUGGACAACUGGGGAGGAGUUUGUUGCUCACCUCUUAAAACAGCGAGGGCUAAGUGAGAACAGCCGAGGCUGGACUGUAGAGCUGCGAGAGGAGACAGAUUCCUACGAACUGAUGGGCUUUGACUAUGUAUUAGAUCUCAUCAGUGAGAUGGAAAUACCGCCAGGCUUCCCAGCAUUGAAAUCUUUCUUCCUUGUGUCAUCUGAUCGCAGCAAGGACACAACAUCGACACGACGUAAAGUUUUUGAACACACCCCCCACAACCCAGACCUACACAGACGGAUGGAGAUAAUUGGUCGUUUGCCAGAACCUCUGUCGCCUGAGGAGUCGCGUCUCAGCGCCUCACUCCUGAAGAACAUUGGCUUUUCUCAGACAUCCCGCAUGAACCAGAGACCACCUGGGGUGGAUAAAGCUGGACUGGCAGAGGAGAGUAAACUGAACCAGCGCUAUGUCAAACGUGCAGCUCCUGCACCCCCCUCGGGACUGGCCAAUGGUCAUGUGAAUGGGGACCAGUCAGAUGUGGCUGGGGUGGACCUUCCCUCCACGAAGCUCAAUUCGCGCUACAUGAAUGGCUCUCUGCCCAACGGCAACGCCAAGCCUUUAGAAGAAAACCCUGACCUGUCUCAUAGCAAACUGAACCAACGCUACGUAAAGAUGGGUCCCAAGAAGACACCCCAAGGGGUACGGGGCUCGGCGGCUGAUCAGGUGGCUAGACGACGGCGUGAGGAUAAUCAUCAGGAGAUUAGCCGUGCUAUGUCCACGGUCAGCUCUAACACUGACUGGUCAGUCUGGGUGGAGAAUGUGUUUAACAAAGCCCUGGAUACACACAUACCCCUGUCUGAUAGUAAGGACCUGGAGAACAAGAUCAAAGGGGGAGGGAAGGGAAUUCCAACACAGACUGGUGCUAACCCUGUGAUUCCCAACACUGUGGUUCCCAACACUGGACUACCUACAGGAUUUGGGACAGUGCCUCUGACAGUCCCAGUCAAUGUUCCUAUCACACAACCAACAGUCCCUGUCAUGAGCCCAGGUUUGUCCAUUCCAAAUGUUCAACCUCUGGGCAUUCAACAAAUGCUAGCAGACCAGGUGGCUCAGCAAAUGAUGCAACAGCAGGCCCUUAACCAAAUUUUACAGCAACAACAAGCCCAGCAGGCUGCAGUCGCAGCAUAUCAGCAGCAAAACCAGCAACAGGCUGCCGUGGCAGCUGCGUUUCAACAGCAGCAAAGUCAACAGGCAGCGCUACAGGCUGCUCUGCAACAGCAGACUUUGCAGAACCAGCUGCUGCAGCAGUCCUUGCAGCAGGCUAUGCUACGUGAGGCGCAGUUACAGCAGGGAAAGACCGAUACUGUGGUCGUCAACGGAAAUGUCCCCAAACCUGCCCGCAACACUGUCACGCAUAAGGAGCCUGCUGCUAAACCAUCCACCAGUGAGUCUGUACCGCCACCACCACCACCCCCUGUCAACUCGUUGUCACUAGGGAACUCCAGCAUUGAUGAGAGUGACCCAGGGCAUGUGGGCAAGUUGAAGGAUGCCUUUGAGAGAAAGUCUGUGAAGGAGGCUCCAGGUCACUCCAGGUUUGCUAUGAAGCACACUCCCCGGGGCAGGGCUGAGGGACAGGCGAAGCAACUAAACCAAUCCCAGGAGUCCACGGACAGCUUAUAUGAUACAUUUGAGGAGCUAAACAAUGAACCAACACCACCCCCACCCCCUACACAGCCAAAAAGCCCAGAAGUAAAACGUAAACCCUUGAGGGUGAAAAUUCCUCCAGCUGACGAAUCCACAGGAGAAAGGACACGUAUGGUGCAUGCUGAACCUCCUCCGCCACCACCCAAUGUCCUUACCCACCACGAGGCUCACGUCAAGUCCCCACGCAUGCCUGUGGAGACUCCCGCCCCACCACCUCCGCCUCCACCCCCACCCCCAGGCCAGCUGGUUCAUGAAGAGGAGGGGAAUGACUCUGCCAGUGAUCACGAUGAUGACCCUUCAGAAGAGACCAAAGGCAGAGCAAGGACGGUCAGAGUAGGUAAGGUGCGCUGGCCUCCACCGGUGGAGAAACAGGAGAAACCCAGACCUGUUGUGGGGAGGCUGGAAAUUGAUGAACAGAUUGCUCAGUCUAUCCAUGACCGAAUGUCUAAGAGGAAGAAGUGGAAGAAACCCCCUCCAGAUGAGGAGGAUGGGGCUAAGGGUCCCAAAAGAAGCAAGUCUCUGGUAGAUAAUGUAGCCCAUUUUAACACACUGAAACUGUUGGAGAGGAAACUUGGACUUGGGGCGGGAAUUGUCACUAAAGAGGAUGAAGAGGAGCAGACUAAACAGAAAGUGACUGUAGACACCACCUUCCAGGCUGUGUAUGCUAGUGUGAUUACAGAGGCACCACCACCUCCACCUCCCAUCUCCACCAUACCCUCCAAACCCCCACAGGCGCCCCCAGCCCCUCCACCUCCUGCCCCGGUGGAGCAGGCUACACCAGCAGCACCCGUCUAUGUCCCUCCCACACCCCAGCCUAUUACACCAGAAUUUGUACAAAGUGAGGAAGUGCAGACCGAGCCACUCACUCCUGUGCCUAAUGUGGAGCCUGUAAAAUCCCUGCCAGAUGUAGACUAUGGUGCCCUGGAGAAAAUCCUCACCCAGCUCUAUCCUCAGAACAAAGAGACAUUCUACAUGUAUCAGAGAGUACCAUGGAGGCUACAUGUCCGCAAAGAGGUGUUUUUCCCAAAUGAGAGGCUGGAUAACCCGUUGGCACUCCACCUGGUGUUCUGUCAAAUUGUACAAGAUGUCUUCAACAAUGGGUGUAUAAGGAUCAAUAAAGAUGACAGAAUCAAAAUGAGAGGCAUGUUAGAGAGCUAUGGAAUCACCAAGAGCAAUUAUCUAACCAGUAAUAUCAAAGCACAGGUGAAGAAACUGAUCCUGGAUACAGCUAAGGAGUGGCCCACCUACUUCUGCAGGUUCUUCCCUGUGGCUUCUGGUGGUCACUACGCCGAUGUCCAGCUCCUGGGGGUCAGUCACUUGGGGAUAUACCUUAUCCGGCGGGAGAGGAACCUAGUGGAGGAUUACCUCGCUGUCAUGCAGCAUAUCAGGUUUGAAGAUGUGAUCAAUGUGGUGCUGCCAACGGCUAACACAGUCCAGGUGAACUUCAGGGGCAAAUCCAUCGUCUUCUUCACAAACAGGGCAAGUCAUGUCAAACAAGUUAUAGACUCCUUCUGCAUGGAGAGUGAAAAGAACGAGCGUUAUGUGAUUGCCAUCAAGGAUUAUAUCACCCGCGAGUCCACACUGCUCAGUUUUAAGAAAGGAGCCAUUAUAACCCUUGGUGGCAGUGACACAAAGGGAGAGAAUGGCUGGCUAUAUGGCUCUCUAAAUGGCGUGGCUGGCAUGUUCCCCGCAGAGUAUGUGCGCCCUCUGGCUAGACAUGAAGUGGAGACAACAUCUCAUCAAGGACGUUUCCAGCCUCACUUGGCUCAGCCUAUCAUGCAUCAGACCAACAGAGAGGACGUCAUUAACGGUUUCUAUGGUGAUGAUCGCAGUGAUGUGAGCUUUGCCAGCACAGGUGUGCCAGAUGGCAAGUACUCGCUCAUGGAGUUUGCCAUGCUCAACUUCAGAGAUUCUGUCAACAAGUAUCAGAAGGUGCGCAGUGAAGACGGAUCCGUACAUGGCACUGUCAAAAUGAUGGAAGCUAUGAAAUUACAAAGCUUACAGAAUCAUAACCAGGGUCGUGGGAAAGGAGCUUCAGCAGAAUGGACAUGGAAGGAACAAGCUGAUCUUGUUAAAUGGACACGGUCUCCAAUCCAAGCAUCUCUGUUGAAACUUCCCCCAGAGCUCAACAAACUAGCACUGGAUUGUUUCAUUGAGAUCAUGCGGUUUAUGGGAGACUACCCCCUGGAGGACAAUAAAGAGGACAUCACCUGUAUCCAACGUAUAUUAGGGGUGUGUCACAAGUUUACUGAGUUAAGAGAUGAGGUGUAUGUGCAGUUGUGUAAACAAACAACCAACAACAAGAGCAUUCGGCCGAAGAGUUGUGUCAGAGGCUGGAGACUCUUCUCCAUCAUUGCUGCUUUCUUUGACUGUUCAGAAGUUCUCAGGCCCUACUUGUUCAAAUACCUGGAGACUACUGCCAGUGAUACAGCCAGGACAUACAGUGGAGCUGCUUCACAAUGCUUGCAAAACCUGAGAAAGACGUUCAAAUAUGGAGGUAGAAAGAAUGUGCCAACAAAAGAAGAGUUAAGAGCAUUAACUAGUGGGAGGACAAGUCGCCGGCAGAGGUAUUACAUUGCUGGAUCUGGAGGAGGGAUGCUUGCUGUCAAGGCCUGCACAGUGGUACGAGAUGCCAUUGAAGAGAUCUGUUUGCGACUUGACAUCAGUGACUCCACAGAGGUUGAAGAAUAUUCUCUCUUUGUGCGCAUUGCGCCUGAUCGCCAGUUUAACCGACUGAACAGGGACGAGUACCUGAUGGAUGUGAUGUGUGAGUUGUCGCGCUCUCAGAAGGAUUAUGACAUCAUCUUCCAGAGGACAGUGUGGUUCUUCCCGAUAAAGAAAGCAGAGAAUGAACUCUACCUGGAGAUGAUGUUUGCUCAGACUCUUCCAGAUUAUCAAGAUGGCUUCCUGGUGGUGAUGAAGGGGCCACCUGACAGGAACUUUGCUGAGGAGAUUGCGAUACUCGGAGCUCUCCAGUAUAGGGCCACUGACAGUAUGCACUUACCUCUCAUGAAGGAUUUGUCUAACUUGUUACCUGGGAUUGUGCGGAGCUGGAAGGAUAUAUCUGACCAGCAGUGGCUGAACCUGAUCCAUGAGAAGCUGAACAUGGUCAGAAACCAUUCCCCUGUUGCAGCCAGGGCCAGGUUCUUAGAAAUCCUCUCAAGAUGGAUGCUGUUUGGGUCAACCUUCUUCAAUGUGAAGAGUGUACCUCAAGUCUCAGGAGAAUGCUUGCUGGCUGUCAACAAACACGGUGUCAACUUUCUCGACAAAAGCUCGCAUGAGAGUGUGAUGUCAUACUCGUUCAGUGAAAUCCUAUCCACAAGAAGGUACAGGUCUGACUCUGGCACAAACUUUAUGGACAUGAAACUGGGCAAUCUAAUGGUGCAGAAGAUCAUCAGGAUUGAAACUGAUCAGGGUUCCGACAUUUCCAAUUUGAUUGGACAAUAUAUGCAUGUGAUCAACAGAAACCGCCAGUUACUUGAUCGUCUACCCACAUAGUUUGGCUGUGCUUUGGGACAGUCAGAAUUUCCCCUAACCAUCCUAGGGAGCGUGAUAGCUCCAUGCUCCUGGACAAAAUUUCCCUCAGAGAUGGAGGCCUUACUGCUGACACACUAUUGUGAACUGUCAAAUGUCUUCAAACACAGAUAUUUUUUCAAAUAUUGUAAUAUUGUGAAUAGAUGUACAUAUUCUGACAUGGUAAAUGUGUUACCUACCAUGAACAUAAUUGAGUUUGUAGAGAGUGAACUGUGCUUUUGUGAAAAAUCCUAAAUCAAGAAGAGAGAAGGUGUGUUUAGAGUGGACAGUUGUAUAGAUGAAAGUUGAGCCACAACCCAAAGGAUAUUGGUGCUUUUAAUUGAUGUCACAGAUGUACUGUUAAUUAUAUAAACUAAUGUCUGUUCUGAGAAGUGUGAUAUUGAAGAUAUUACUGCAACUUAUUGCAACUUACAUCAAUCAAAAAUUUAUUUCAGUAUGGAAGUUUAUUGUGAAUGUUAAUCUACAUGUAUGGUAUGGAUGAAGAGGUGGUUAUUGAAUGUGUGUGGAUGAGGAUCAGUUGAUACAAAAUAAAUGCAUCCACUGUUCCUGUACGUGUAUAAUGACACCAAUUUAUACACAUAUCUGACCAAAGUAAAUGCCAUGCCUUUGUCACAUUUUCAUUUAUAAAGGAGCUCUUCAGUAUCUUUACAAGCACACAACUGUAUAUUGAAUUUAAUCUUCUGUGAUUAUCAUUUCUGUUAAGGCUGGGUUUACAUGUUUACUUGUUAAAGAAUUUAGUGUCAUUUUAGAUUGUCUUAUUAUAUUGAUGUGAGUUAUUUUUUAAACGGUGUGUUUUAGCCAUGUACAUGUAUUACAAGGUACAAGCCAGAAAAUAAUUCUUGAAAUGUAUAGCAGUACGUGCGUAUGUACGGGAAACUGUGUAGACUCCAUUUACAGUUGGUAAGUUGUCAAGAUAUAGAAUGCCUGCAUGUAGGUACUGCUUUGUUUUUGAUGCAUACCUGUUAAGUACAUGUUUGUAUUCAGUAAAUAAUUUAUCCUUCAUUCAGCUGUACUUUUGACUAUUGGAAGUUAUGAGAAUUGCCUGCUCAGAUUGUCCUCAAUUUCAUAAAAGUAUUUUCAGUUCUAUUCUAUGCAGGAAUUAUAAUCCAGCUUCUGAAAGAACAAUAGCUGUGUAUUACACAUAACACUGUGAAAUGUCUGUAGGUGUAGAUCCAAGAUGAAUUCAGUUGCGUCCAUGUAUUUCUGUGAUUUCAUCAUUAUAGCACUUCUGUUGAGGCCGAUAGAGGUUCGUGAUACAAUAGUAUACCUGUGUACACAUUCAAGUUAGGUUUUGAAAAUGGCUUUGCUGAAAGGCGUGUCGCUGUGCUUUACUUUUGUUUUAUUUUUGUGACUAUGUUUGGAGGUUGUAGCUUAGUAGUGCUGCUUGUGUGAGAGGUAUGAAGUGUUAUGGGAGGUAAACAACUCAUGUACUGUAAACUGCCCUUUGACUGGUGGGGCGGGGGGAGAUGGUGAGAGGCACGACUGUGUUAUUAUCCUGUAAACUGAUGUAUUGACUGAUAUUUAAUGCUGGUCAUAUCAGCUUCCAAAGAAUAUUCUAUCAUCUUAUAUGUAACUUGCCAUUAUCAACUAUUGGAGAUGCCAGUGGUUACAUAUAGGUCAUUUUGAGAUACAUGGCGUACAUGAAGUAAUAAAAUUGAAGUGAUUAUUUGCAUAAUACUGGACAAAUUUACACCUUGUGAAACGAUAGAAAUAGAAUAACUUCAGUAGCAAUGACGUAUAAUAAUAUUUGAAGAUUAUUAAGCUUCUGUACAAAGGUAGAACGUGUGUAAAUAUCUGAAUUGUGAUUACUCUCAUUUUUGUAUAGGAGUUUUAACAUACACUAUAUAUAUACACUUAUACAUAUAAAUAUGUUGAACAUAUCAACUUUACAGACAUACCAUUGCAGUUAUACAUAUCAUCCCAAAUAUUGUUAGAAUAUGACAUGAUAACUUUAUCUCAUGAAAAGAAUAUGCAGUACAAUAUGUUUUCAGAUUGAGCAAAUAUACGAGAACAUUGAUUUAUCCUGUUGUUCUUUUUAUCAAACAGAAUUAAAUGAGUCUUCAUUGCGUUGUCAUUGUGUUCAGGAGUCAGGAAUAUGUUUGUGACAAGUGAUUGUUGCAAAAUUGUUACUGACAGUGGAUUACAUAAGGCUUAAGACUGACAAAGAAACUUAAAUCAGUGAUGUGAAAUGUAUUUGUGCUUCAAAUAUCCUGUAUGGAUACCAGUACUUUAAAUAUACAUAUCUGUAUCUGAUGGUCAAAAGACAAAAUUUCUAUUCAGUAUAUAGCAGCUUUGUAUUAUGAUAAUAUAUGUGGGUUCUGCGGCUGGACAGCUGUUAAUAAAUAUAUAUCCAUGUGCAAUGUUUUAUACAAAUAGUGAUAUACUUUCAAGUAGGCAGAAGACAUCAUGUUAUCAUUCCAGCAAACUUAUUAUUUUUAUACUUACAUAAUAAAUGUGUUGGAAAUA
Messenger RNA from Liolophura sinensis, 12048 nucleotides. RefSeq names its product unconventional myosin-XV-like. Gene Ontology annotation, cellular component: cytoskeleton; myosin complex. Lineage: Eukaryota; Metazoa; Mollusca; Polyplacophora; Chitonida; Chitonidae. The transcript has 62 exons. Gene Ontology annotation, molecular function: ATP binding; protein binding; cytoskeletal motor activity. Bases 1222 to 9546 code for a protein of 2774 amino acids. The record is from RefSeq and is a predicted model, not a curated record.